Messenger RNA from Solanum stenotomum, 372 nucleotides. RefSeq lists its product as uncharacterized. Bases 1 to 372 code for a protein of 123 amino acids. Lineage: Eukaryota; Viridiplantae; Streptophyta; Magnoliopsida; Solanales; Solanaceae. The record is from RefSeq and is a predicted model, not a curated record. The transcript has a single exon.
AUGAUCGAGCAGGCCAUCCUAGCUGCAUUGACACCCCUCCGGACAUCUAUUGACACUCUCACAUCGAGAGUAGAGACUUGUAAGAGUCAACAGAGGGCUUCUUUAGAGAUGAAGACUUUGAAAGCCGACGUGGAAGAUUUGAGGAAGGAUGUGGACUAUCUAAAGUCUACAAACUUCACCUCUUUAUUUGAGGCAGCUGAGAUUGAGGGUGUUCCGGGCAGUUCUAAGAUACCUCCGACGACAACCGGAGAUGUGUCUAUAGAGGAUAUUGUUGCUGAUGAGUCAGAGGCUGAGACGCAUGAGGAGCAACUAGAUGCUCAGGAGGAGACCAUCUAUGGAGACCAACAGGAUUUAAAGGAUACAAUUGUAUAG